Propithecus coquereli (Coquerel's sifaka) is the source of this 1675-nucleotide messenger RNA. RefSeq names its product serpin peptidase inhibitor, clade B (ovalbumin), member 9 (gene SERPINB9). Gene Ontology annotation, cellular component: cytoplasm. Gene Ontology annotation, biological process: negative regulation of endopeptidase activity. Gene Ontology annotation, molecular function: serine-type endopeptidase inhibitor activity. The record is from RefSeq and is a predicted model, not a curated record. Bases 53 to 1225 code for a protein of 390 amino acids. Lineage: Eukaryota; Metazoa; Chordata; Mammalia; Primates; Indriidae. The transcript is spliced from 6 exons.
AAAAAGUACAAUUCCAAAAUUGCUACGUACUAAGUCAGUAACAUUCAGGGAUAUGUUGAAGCAGCAUCUCUCUCUGUUCUUGGUUUCUAGGAGCUGCGUCAUGGAAACUCUCACUGAAGCAAAUGGCACCUUUGCCAUUAGGCUUUUAAAGAUACUCUGUCAAGACAACCCUUCGCACAACGUGUUUUAUUCUCCCAUGAGCAUCUCCUCUGCCCUGGCCAUGGUCCUCCUGGGGGCAAAGGGAAGCACUGCGGCCCAGAUGGCCCAGGUGCUUUCUUUAAACACAGAGAAAGACAUUCAUCAGGGUUUCCAGUCGCUUCUCACCGAAGUGAACAAGCCUGGCACCCAGUACUUGCUUAGAACAGCCAACAGGCUCUUUGGAGAGAAGACUUGUAAAUUCCUUGCACCCUUUAAGGAGUCCUGUCUUCAGUUCUAUCAUGCUGAGCUGAAGCAGCUUUCUUUUGUCAAAGCUGCAGAAGAGUCCAGGAGACACAUCAACACUUGGGUCUCAAAAAAGACUGAAGGUAAAAUUGAAGAGUUGUUGCCGGGUAACUCGAUUGAUGCACACACCAGGCUGGUUCUUGUCAACGCCAUCUACUUCAAAGGAAGGUGGAACGAGCAGUUUGACAAAACAUGCACCAAAGAAAUGCCUUUUAAAAUAAACCAGGAGGAGCAGAGGCCGGUGCAGAUGAUGUUCCAGGAAGCCACGUGCAAGAUCGCCCACGUGGGCGAGGCGCGCGCGCAGGUGCUCGAGCUGCCCUACGCGGGCGCCGAGCUGAGCCUGCUGGUGCUGCUGCCCGACGACGGCGUGGAGCUGCGCUCGGUGGAGGAAAAUCUCACUUUUGAGAAAUUCACAGCCUGGACCAAGCCAGACUCAAUGGAGAGUACAGAAGUUGAGGUUUUCCUUCCAAAAUUUAAACUGCAGGAGGAUUACGACAUGGAAUCUGUGCUUCAGCGUUUGGGAAUGGUAGAUGUCUUUCAGCGGGGCAAGGCUGACUUGGCAAUGUCGGCGGAGAGAGACCUGUGUCUGUCCAAGUUUGUGCACAGGAGUUUGGUGGAGGUGAACGAAGAGGGCACAGAGGCCGCGGCGGCCUCGGCCAUGCUGGUUGUGGAGUGCUGCAUGGAAUCCGGGCCGCGGUUCUGCGCCGACCACCCCUUCCUUUUCUUCAUUCGGCACAACAAAGCCAACUGCCUUCUGUUCUGCGGCAGGUUCUCAUCUCCAUAAGGGGCGUGCACUCCACGAGGGGUGCACUUACUGUGCACACCGGAGCUUCCCCCUUUGAGUGUCCCCAGGUGCCCCUCUGCAGCUCCGUGAGGAUGGGCCGAGAAAGCUGAGUGCAAACGUGAGGGCAGAGUCCUCACUGACAUCAUGCUCCACACUGCGCGUGCGCGGGCUGCUCAUUUAUGCCUCUUAGCCAUGGUCUUGCAGUAAUAGAACAGACCUCAAUGAUCCUCUGCUGUAUUCAGAAUGUAUCCCAAAUAGCAGAGGAUGGCAUGCAAAGUUUUUCUGGAAUUCCACUUGCAAUUCACUUUAGUUCACUGUGCUUUCCUGGUACUUCAAAACUUGUUGCAUACUUGCUUUAACCUGACUGUCUCAAUAGCCACAGAUGCUGCUAGGUAGUACUACUGUUUUAUAGUUUUCCUGGUGCUUGGACUUUUAAAAAAGUUUCUUUAA